Aspergillus japonicus CBS 114.51 is the source of this 567-nucleotide messenger RNA. RefSeq lists its product as uncharacterized. Lineage: Eukaryota; Fungi; Ascomycota; Eurotiomycetes; Eurotiales; Aspergillaceae. The annotation marks the transcript as partial. The record is from RefSeq and is a predicted model, not a curated record. The transcript has a single exon.
AUCCCCCCAACCCCCCGAAUCCCCAACUCUCCCAAGCCCCUCCUCCUCUACAAGAAAUGCUUCCUCGACGCAGCCACCGGCACCGUCAACGCCCAACUCGCCUACGACACCUUCCGCCAGAACCACUGGACCCCGCGCUGGAUCACCACCUACGGCCACGCCCAACGCUCCCACUACCACCCCCACACCCACGAAGUCAUGGUCGUGCUGUCCGGCCCCGGCCGCAUCCGCUGGGGCACCGCCGACCUUGCCGACGACCCGGCCAAACACACCUACGGCGUACCGGGCACGGACUUUGAGGACGGAAGCACGUUUGUGGACGUCGAGGCGGGGGAUCUCUUUGUCAUUCCGGCGGGCGUGGCGCAUAAAUCUUAUGAUGUGGCUGCCGCAAGUGAGGACCCGGUGGCGUUGACGGGGGGUGGGGCGCAGAGGAUCGAGGCGGGGGAUGAGAGGGCAUUUGUGGGGGAGUUGCAGGCCACGGGGAAAAUCGGGGGGUUCACGAUGAUGGGAGCGUAUCCCGGGGAGGCGACCUGGUCGUGGGCGGAGGGAGGGGAGCAUGUGGGACGG